AUGCCCAUUCGGUUAUCGUACUAUAGACGCUCAUUCAGCACGCUGGAUCAACAAAUUCUUCUUAUUAUACACCAUGAACGAUACAACUCUCCACCGACGUCAACAAUAGAAUUCAACGAUUAUUUGUCUUUCAGAUCGCUCAAUGUCAAUAUAAACUUUGCGAAUUUCAUGCUCAAGCAAGCUUCGAGAUCAUUGACUGCCAGAGCGGGACAACUAAAACAACAUUCAAGCGACAUCACACAAGCAUCUUUUCGGUAA
Sclerotinia sclerotiorum 1980 UF-70 is the source of this 258-nucleotide messenger RNA. RefSeq lists its product with no specific name. The record is from RefSeq and is a predicted model, not a curated record. The transcript is spliced from 3 exons. Lineage: Eukaryota; Fungi; Ascomycota; Leotiomycetes; Helotiales; Sclerotiniaceae. Bases 1 to 258 code for a protein of 85 amino acids.